CCAAUUGGGAAACCUCCGCAUUCCAAGCUGUUGUCCAAACUCACCUCCCCUUUUCACACUCUCUGCUCUCCUUCCUUCCUUUCUCUAUACGCUCCAUCCAUCUCAUCCGAAUUCGAAUUCGUACUAAUAUGCUCCUUGUCCCGUAGCAAUUUGAAGAACAUCAGAAGAAUCCUAGCUAGAGUUUGCGUUUUCCGGUCCGGCGAUCGAUCGAUGGCGAGGAGCGGCGGCGAGAGGGCGAAUAAUUCUUCAGCAUUCACGAUGUCGGGCGGCGGAGAGCUGGAUGAGAUUAUGCUCCCCGGGACCGGAUUCUCGGCGGCGGGCGGAGGAGGGAUCUACUACGAUAUGCAGCAGAUGAUGAUGCCGCCGCCGCCGCAGAGCGGAUUCGGCGGCGGAGGAUUCAUGGAGCUGCUCGACGCCAGCGGCGGCGGCGGUUGCGGAGCCGAUUUCGGAGGAUACUCCGCUCCUUCUUCUCUGUUCGAUCUGUUCCAGAGCCCGUUCCCGUCGGCGGCGGCGAACUCGACGACGGUGCAGCAGCUGGAUCUGCCGAUGUCGUCGUCGCCGGCGGCGGCGGAGUCGUCGGAAGUCGUGAACAACCCGGCGACGCCGAAUUCGUCUAUCUCUUCCUCUUCGAACGAAGGCGGGAACAGCAAGAACAGUAGCAAAGACAGGAAUCGCCUCAAAUCCGAAGCCGGAGGAGGAGGAGACGAAGAAGACGAAGACGGCGAGGAAGAGCAGGAUCAAGACAAAAACAACACCGGCUCAAAGAAACAGUUGAAGCCGAAGAAGACGAAGGCUCAGAAGAAGCAAAGGGAGCCCAGAUUCGCGUUCAUGACCAAGAGCGAAGUUGAUCACCUGGACGACGGUUACCGGUGGAGAAAAUACGGCCAGAAAGCCGUCAAGAACAGCCCUUACCCAAGGAGCUACUACCGUUGCACCAGCGCAGGCUGCGGGGUGAAGAAGCGUGUGGAGAGAUCCUCCGACGACCCUUCCGUCGUCGUGACGACGUACGAGGGCCAGCACACCCACCCUUCCCCCAUCACCCCGAGGGGGAGCCUCCUCGCCGGCGGCGGCGGCGGAGGGAUCGGGCAUUUGUUCGCCGCCGAUCCUUCCAUUCUACCGCCGCAGCAUCAUAUUCACCACCACUUCCAGCAGCAGCAGCAGCUGCUUCAGAAUGCGUACGUGUACAACUCCGCGCCGUCUCUCACCACCACCACCACCGCAAGUACUACAACGGCGUCGUUUUUGAGAGACAAUGGGCUGCUGCAGGACAUGGUGACGUGUCAGAUGAUGGGGAAUGUGGUGGAGCCGAAGGAGGAGCAGAGAUUUUGAGAGGGAGGAGGAGGAGGAGGAGGGUAGAGAUGUAAUAUCCACCUCGCUUCUGAAACAGCUAACGGAUGAUGAGACGGUGAUGAGGUUCUGCCUUUCUCUCUCGUUUGACUUGGUUUUUUUCUCUCGUUUUGACCGUGUUUGAAUCAUGGUCGACGUACGUGUAGAUACGGGGGGGACCCCUCAUCAUCAUUUGGGUGAUUAAGCGGUGAUGACUUGGGUUUAAUUAGUUAUAAUUAUCUUCUUCUUUUUUUUAAUUAACCAUCUGAUGGUGAUGAUUAAUGGUGGGGAUCGAGAGGGGAAGGGAACUUGAUUAGUUAGCUAGUUAAAGCUCUAUAUAUUUAUACGUUAAUUCCUUCCUUCUUUUCUCUUCUUUCUGGGUUUCAUGUUCUUUUUUUUUCCUGUACCUUUUUUUUUGGUAUCCAAGACUUGGUAUGGAUAUUAUUUACUAUAUAAUCAUCAGGUUAAUGAAUUACUAUGGCUAUAUUUGGGAUAUAAGUACUGAUAUUCUGUAUAAUUAGUGCUUCUUAAUUA
Messenger RNA from Linum tenue, 1860 nucleotides. The record is from the annotation of a GenBank genome assembly. NCBI's taxonomy places the organism in Eukaryota, Viridiplantae, Streptophyta, Magnoliopsida, Malpighiales, Linaceae.